AGAUGAAAUGAUGACACAUAUCAUUAUGACCAAAGUUUGCUGACUAUUUUCACAGUGAGUGUAACAGAUUUUGAAAUGUCUGUUCACUGAGUAUAUUAUACACAAAUACGUUGGCCUAAAGGAGCAUCUAGUACACAGAGGAAAAAUCACUCCUAAUGGCUUAUGUAAUGAGAUUGUGAAAGGGAUAGAGUGAAACUGUGAAAUGGUAAUAUUUUUAUAGACCUGUUUACUUUUUGGAGAGUGAUUUCAAGCUGCUUGGAAGGGGGUUCAAAAUGUUUUCCUACAUGCUGCAGUCUAUGCAUUCGGAGAGAGGAUGUUACUUCAUAUCGGGAUUGCUGCUGCUUUUAUACAUCUUCAUCAUGGACAUUAUUCUAUACUGCUCCCUGGAAAACACCACACUGAUCGAUCAGAAGCACGAAGGGUCCUACUCUCCCUUCCAUCCUCUCUCAACAAAGUUGCUGAUGAGCGAUCCAAUACAGCAUUAUAUUAUCAACCCCACAUCCGAAUUCUUCGAUGAAAUCACCAAAUUCAGCAAGAUUUUCUACUUCAUUUCACCAAACAUGAUAAGCUUCACCCAUCUAUCCAUGUCUUUGAUAGCAGCCAAGUUUGUCUCAUCGGAUAAUUUGAAAACGCGUAGACUUGGUGUUCUUCUGUACCAGUUCAGAACAUGGCUCGACAGUUUGGAUGGGGUUGUUUUCCGAAGUCAUAAAAACCAGCAGCAUGAGUACAAGUCUCAUCAUGAUAGCUGGGGAUUUUUCAUAGAUGCUGGUAGUGAUAUCACUGGCGCUGUGAUCUUUUCAUUCGGAGUUUUAUUUUAUUUGUUUAAACUACCAGUGUCCUUUUUCAAUAAAUAUAAGGAGGAAGGUACCGCCACUUUACCGCUUACCAAAUCAGAAAAUGGUUACAGCAGUGGUGAAAAAACAAACGGGAAACCCAGCAAGAAAAUGCUCUUCUGGAAGUGCUUAUGUUUCGGAAUGCAGGUAUUUGUGGCUUCUGGAACAUGGGACAAGCGGGUAGAGCAGUAUGGUGAAAUAUAUGCAAAAAAGUUGGAUGCACAGAAGACAGUACGCCAGACGUCCUCACUUCACUCGCUGAGUACAUGGAUCAUCUUGUACAUCUGGCGGUAUAUCGACGGCCAGGCCCUGCUGCAGGUCUAUUGUCUUGUAAUAUUCAUGGACAAAGUCUGGGAAUUUCUGAACUUUGUGCAGUACCUUGGUUUUGCUGUGAUUAUAUUUAUCAACGUGAUUUCAGAAAUUCACCUCAAACAUGUUCGAGGAUAUAUUGGGCUCUAGCUGAAACACAAGAAAAUUGGAAUUCAAAGUCAUACAUAGAGCUGAAGAUACAACCUUUUUCUGCUGACAUUUUUGUUGAAAAUACCACAUUUAAAUUUUCAUGCCACAGUACAACAUUAGGGUUUCAAUUUUUAGUCAUUCUAUCAUUGCUCUUAUAUUUUUGUAUUGACACAAAUGUAACAGACUUUUGAAAACAAAGAGUAGCACACUUUUGAAAACAUUUGUAAUUUGAAAAAAAUAGGCAUGUUUAAUAUACCCCGGUAGAUACAUUUAUCAAUAUUACUUUUCUAAAAAAAUCUUUCAAUAUAAAUGACUAAGCUAGGAUGAAGGAAAUUUCAGAUGGGUUGCAAUUUGAAUACAUAUUAAGUUCUUGCCAGAUUUUAUCAAAUGGUACUAUUUCACAAUGUAUCUACACUAUACAAACAUACAUUGAUGAAAAAAAGUCACCUUUGUUGGGAGAGAAUUUUAGGCAGAUGCUGACCUAGUGUAUUCUCUUGCUAGUUUGUGUUUGUAAUAUGUUUUCGGUGCUGAAAAUCCACUCUUGGUUGUUGUGUAACAUCAGUGGUAUUGUUAGUGUGUUGGUGAUAAUUUAGGAUUCUUCUUAAAUAAUCCUCAUUUGUUUGUGAAUUUUUUGUUCAUGUUUCCCAAAUUGCUGAUCAUGAAAUUAUGCUAAAGUUCUUGGGGUUUUUUUACCUUCAAAAAUAUUUGCUGAAAGCAAGUCGAAGUUUGUGUUAGUCUAAUGUUUAACUGGCCAUUAAAUAGAAUAAGGUGGAAGAGAGUCAAAUCCACAUGUUAUUUAUAUUUAACAUCUUCACUGCUCUAAAAAGGAAGUGCAAAUAUUUACAUGAUAUACAUAUGAUAUUUUUGUGGGAAUUCCAGAUUUGAUAUUUUUAUUGAGUCAUUUAUAUCCAUCAUUUUUUUUCUUCCUUUCCAGUUUGUAUUUGUUCAUCAGCUAUUCACAGAUAAAUAAAUUCUAGGUAAAUAUUUUUGUAUUAGAAGGCAACUUAUUUUUUUCAUUUGCACAUGUAGACGACAACAUUGAUACAUGUAAGUGAUUAGACUAACACUGUGUAUCUUCAAUAUUUAAUUGACGUACAAAUAUUCAAUCUAAAAUAACUAUAUCAAAAAUAAAUUUAUCACAAUACUUAUAGCCUUGUAUUCUUAUAGUACUGUAGUUUCAUUUGAUAUCAAAAGAACGAGACACAUUUUUUAUUAAAUGAUAGUUUUACUUCAAAGGCAUCAAGCAAGACAAGGUAUUUCAUAAAAGAUUUGAAAAAUAAAAUAUACCAAUGUAGCUAGAAAGCAGAAUAAUUUUGCAAUAAGAGAGCACUAUGUCUCUUCUUUUAAAAGUGAUGGAUUAAAAAUAUUAUCACCAUGUAUACAGCUUGGUCAUUAAAGCUAGGCCCUUCCUUCUUUUCUACAUCUCAAAACCACCCUUCCCACCAACAAGUCAUGAAUUCCAGUGUUGAAAUAGUACAUUUUUUGUAUUUGUCUUGUUCGAGUUAUGCUGAACAUGGAACACUUCAUUCCAGCUCACAACAUUGCAAGUGGCAUUUAUAUACCUCAAAAUUAAAUCUUAGUCAUGUGCGAGUAGCCUUUUUAUGUGUGAGUAUGAGUGUUUGAGCUUUAAUGUACUGAUAAUCAUAUGUCUCAUAUUUAGAGGCUUUGAAAAAUACAUUAGCAGUUUUCAUGCAAAUUUAAAAAAAAAAAAUUAUAUUAUAUCCUAGUGUUGCAUGCACUUUUUAAAUUUUUGUAUGUUAAUAACCCACAAUUGUUGAUUUGAGAACUAAUGAGAAAAAAUGCUUUUCCUACGGUGGUACAGGGAUUAAAACUAUUUUAAUGAACUGACUGUAACUCUUAAAAUCAAGAAAAACUUAUUCCAUAAAGUUUUGAAAUUAUAAUUUUUUUUGACAUUGUAAUGUUUGGCUUACAUUUUUUAAACAGUUCAUAUACUAGUAUUGUAGAACAAGUUUGCUUUAAAACCUGCGGGCUUUGACUCUUCAAGACUUCUAAUCCAAAGUAACAUAAGUAACAUUGUCCAGAUGUCAAGUGCUAGAUGUAUUAUUUUAUUCUUUUACCAAAAUAUAUUUAUUUGAUAGAAAAUAUGUACCUAUAUAUUCAUACAUGUAUAUACUAUACUUGUGAUAUGAUCCCCCCCCCCCCCAAAUCCCAACAUAUUUUUUAUAUGUGGUAUAUAUGACGACUUCAGUUAAGUUUUUUAUGAAUCUUUGGCAUAAUUUUUUGACAUUUUAUGACAAAAUUACACCAGUAAAUUUAUGUAUACACGACACUUGUCACAAAGAUUCCAUUGUUCAAAUUUAUUUA
Magallana angulata is the source of this 3617-nucleotide messenger RNA. RefSeq names its product ceramide phosphoethanolamine synthase-like. Bases 273 to 1292 code for a protein of 339 amino acids. Lineage: Eukaryota; Metazoa; Mollusca; Bivalvia; Ostreida; Ostreidae. The record is from RefSeq and is a predicted model, not a curated record. The transcript has 5 exons.